UGUAAAGUUGUGAGGUGGUUUACUAAGAUAGUAUAUCUUUUAAGUUUUAUUCUGAAGUAAAUCUGAACACUAACAGCACAGCAGCAAAAGUGAACCGAUAUGUUAAUUGUACAUCUACGUAAACCACAAAAAUGAAUGACGGCUACUGAUUAUAUAUGUACUGUAGUCUGUACUACCACUACCAGACUAAUGAAUAUGGACAGUAAAGAAAGUGUUGAAGAGCAUGGUUUUGAGCCUAACAUUGGCAGUGAAAGCAUUUUAAAUGUAACUUCAGAGAGUCAAGAAGAACAAAAAGACAGUACCAAAGAUAACAAUCAAUCUUCUGAGGAAAGAAUCUCUCCUGAACCAAGCUGUGCCAUAUGUUUGGGGAAACCUGAGAACAAAUCUUUCACAGACAGUUGCUUCCAUACGUUUUGCUUUGCUUGUUUAGUAGAGUGGUCAAAAAUCAAAGCUGAAUGUCCACUUUGUAAGCAAUCAUUUCGUAGUAUUAUUCACAAUGUUCGUUCUCUGGAAGAUUACGAUCAAUACCUGAUCAAUGUGCAGAAUGUGCCAAGUAAUCUCCCUUCUGAUAAUUCCAGUAGACGGUUUCGUUACUCAUCUACCCUAACAGUAGAAAGAAGACAGCAGAUACAUUUUGAAAGAAGCCUUGAAUUUCACAAUUAUCGAUCUACCUAUGCUCCUCAUGUAACACCUCAGUCAGUGAGGAGAAACAGGGGACAUCAUAUUUCUACAAGUAAUUUCAGACGUCAUGUUUAUGAAAGUGGACUGUGGGUGCAGCCUCUUGUUGAUGGACAAACAGGACGUUUCCGAGACACUUCACCUGAAUUCUAUAGGCAGAAUCCUGCAUGUACGCACCGACUUAUACCAUGGCUGAAUAGAGAAUUGUUGGCUUUGCUAGGUGACGGUGGUGAAAGUCAAUUGGCUUUCCUUCUGGAAUUAAUUCUAGCAUUAAUUAUGCGCUAUGACAUCAGAAGUCCAGAAUUUUUUGAACAUGUGCAUCCUUUUUUCAGAGAUCAUACAAAUCAUUUUGUACAUGAAUUUUUUAACUUUGCUCGAUCUCCUUAUGACCUUGUCACCUUUGAUCGUAGAGCUGUUUAUGAUAUAACUGAACCAAGAAAGGAAAAGGAUAGUGAAAGUGACAGCUCUGAAUCUGACAUUGAUGUUGUCAGCAUUAAUCCACAGGAGAGCAAACCUUUCUUUCCAACAUCAAUUAGAAAUGGGACCUCUGAAUCAUUUUCAAAUCAAAAUUUUCAUAGUGAUCCAUUAGCAGUUGGAAAUGUCCCAGGUGUGUCAUCACUUGGUAGUUUUUAUAUGCAAGCUACUGCUAAUUCCAGCCAAACUCUCAACCACAUGGAAGCAAAUAAGGUCCAAGUUAUAGAGGAUUCUGACAGUAGUUCUGACUGUGUUGUUGUUGCUUAUAUUAAGCCAAAAGUAGAAAGGACUCCUGAACUUGUUGAUAUAGCUUCAACUUCGGGUGAUGAACAAGACCUUAAAAGUAAGUUUUUGAAAGAUAUUAGUCUAGAAAAUAGCAGAAGCACUGGUCAAAAUUCACCUAAAGAGAAACCUAAAAGUUACAAAAGUAGUAGAAGUAGGAGAUCUAGGUCAUACAGAAAGUCUCGCAGAAGAAAUGGUCGACAUUCAUCUUCUUCUUCUAGGAAAAGUUCAUUGUAUCGAAGUAGCAGUUCUGAAAUUUCCUCACGUAGAUGGAACUCGUCAAGGCAUAACACAUGUGGAUCAUCAACUCAAUCUCCCACGCCUAGUUUAGGUAGGCAUUUUCGUGGAAGAUCAAGAAGUGAGCACUCUCUUUCUCCAAAGAAAGUAACUGCUGGUGAUUCGGAAAAUUCUGGUACCUAUUCACUUUCUUUUCGUAAAAAAGGAGAACAGAGAUUGAAAAGUCUCGUGAUUAGUGUAAGAAAGAACGACUCCUAUUCAGGAGAGCAUAAAGGGAAACAUUACAGAUCUAAGCAUAAACGAAAGCACAAGAAAUCAAAAAAACAUAAAUUUCGUGACCAUCAUUACCACCAGUAUUCUUCAAGUUCAUACAGCGAUUAAAAUUUGGUCUUAAAAUAUUCCUCACCUUGCUAGGUUCAUAGGAUUAAAACUAACUGGUAGUUGGCAUUAUUAAAGUUUUCACUGAAAUUGAAAAGUGUACAUGCAUGUCAAGGUAAGUUCACUGCUGUGGUUCAUGUACUUCAAAAUAACAUAAAAAACUGAUGUUACUGUGAAAGGCUGUAUUACAUCUCUUUGAAUGCAGUCUGAAAAAACCAUCUACAAAUGGUUUUACCAUUAAUAUAAAUUGCAUUGAUAGCUAUCAUUAAACAAUUGGAUUUCAUUCAAUGUUGAUAUCAAACCAAAGUAAUCUAUUGUGGUAUAGAAAAAGAGGAAGAAAUUCAAAGAAUUAUGGUUUGAUUGAUUAAAAACAAAUGUUUAAGUAUUUCAUUAGCAUUGAAUCUGUAUAUAUAUAUAUAUAUAUAUAUCUGAGCAUUUGUGUAACAUUUAUGUGAAAACAGUCCUGUAUAUUGUCUGUGAUUGUGUUGUGUGUUGAUGAUGAUGUAUGUAUUGUAUUUUAAAUUAAUCAACAUGUUGUAGGUUAUUCAUUUUUUUAUGUACUUUUUAUUUUAUGAAUAUAUAUAUAGCUGAAAUAAACCAAUUGAUGUAUGUGGAAUAUGUAAUAUGGAUUAAAUUUAUUCAUCACGAUUAAAUGUUAAUAUAAUUAUUGUUAUUUUUAAGUAGCACAUAAUGUAUAUAGACAUGUAUUCCUACUAAGUGUAUUUUUACUAGUUAUAACACUGCUCUUGAUAACUUGUAUUAACCCUAGUAUGUUUGUCACAAAUGUUAAAGGAUAUAGAAUGCCUUUUUUAUUACUAAUUUCUAUUACAUAUGUCUUACUAAGUUACAAAAUGCAAUAUAGUUUGGGUUGUUUGACAAUGUAAUUAUUAAAUGUGGUUGAUUUUCUCAGGAUAUAACUUGUACACCCCGGCUGUAUGUGGAAGAGGUAUAGGUAGACUUAACUAGAAAAGCUUUGUUUUGUGUAUUGUAAUUGGAAAUAGCUUUUAGGGAUCAAAAAUUAUAUUUUUUAACAGGUUUAGUGGUUAUAACUUAAAUAUGUACAUCAUAUAUUUUGAUGCAAUGUUGAAUUAAACUUUAUUGCAUUUACAUUCCAAAAUAUUUUUAACCAACUUUUCUUAACACUACAUGGUGUAACACCACGUGACUGCCCUUGAAGACCUUAAAGCUUGUCUUUUGUUUUCCUGUUAAAGUUAAGUAUGUGACUGUUUGUGACAAAUAUUUUUCUUCUACAGUUUAGGAACCUCUGUUGAAGUUCUUUGUAUUAUUUCUUCUAAUGGUUAUUAAUGUUUUAGUAAUUUUACAAAAAUUGGGCUUUUUUUUUUAACCUCUGUUAAAAAGGUAGGUCCAUAUAAUUGGUGGUACUAUCAUUACAGCUCUUUUAUUAGUAUACUGACCAUUAUGACAUACAUUAUAACUUACAUUUAUAACUUAAAUUUCUAUUUGAAAUAAUCUAUGAUAUAUAGUACAGUAUCCACAAAAUGAUCAGUACCAGUAACUUUUUCAUUCAGGAUGACAUAAUCUAGUGAUUAGCAUACCUGACUAUGGAUCCAAGGAUCAGUAGUUUGGAUCCCAUUACUGGGAAAUUACAUUCUGCAGUUUGGAGGUACUUGUAGAUUGAGGGUCAAAUCCCACUAUGCUAUUAGAGUAGCCCAAAAGUUGGCAGUGGAUGCUGUUGACUAGCUGUCUUCCCUUUGGCUUAUCAUUUAUAUUAGGGUCAGAUAGUUCUUGUAUAACUUUGCAUAGAUAUCCAAAACUAAUAAUCAGUCACUUGUUUACCAAUCAAUAAACUUUAAUUUGUGUUACAUACACUUAAGGUAUUGUGUGUGUGUAGAAGUGUACAUGUACAUAGAUGUUAUCAGUCACUAAAAUAGAUAUGUGGUGUGGGUGGAACCUCAAUUUAACUCUCUCCCUUUUAUUAUAUAUAUAUAUAUAACUGUCAUGUUUAUAGAUAAACAACUCUCCCAGUGCCAGGAUUGUUUUUAGAUGCACAAUAAAAACACACCAAGAUACACGUUUUAAUAUGUCAUUAUUUAUUUUAAACUUUAAAUUUGUAAACUUUGGAUAGUUUUAAAAGAAAUACCUUUUCUUCAUGGUGGUACAAAUUUCCAAUAAUAUUGCAGUUUUCAAAGGUAAAAUAAAGGUUAUUUAGUGUGUCCCAUGUAUGUGCCUUGGCAGUGAAAAAGUUAGAGCAAGAAAAAAGAACACUUAAUAAAAAAACGUAACUUAAGUACGAUGUUUCUUUUUAACUUUCAAAAUUAUUACCAUAUUACACAUUCUAAAUAAUUUCAGAAAGUUCAUUUUCAGUGAAAUGGCUCUCAAGGUUCAAGGCAAUGCAUCAUCAGAGUUCUAAAUGAAGAAAAUAAUAGUAUUUGUCCUAUACAUGUACAAAACAUAAUAACAUUAGUUACGUAUAGCAAGAGGUAUGUGUAUAAGUUAUUAAAACAUGUAAUCACACAACUACAGAUGGUAUCAGUAAAAUAAAAAGUCCAUAGAAAAUUGUAUUAAGCAACACAUGUUUAGGGGUCAUCAUACUGAGUGUUCAUAAGUGGUCAGUGAGUCUUUUAUGAGCCUCUUAUACAUGACACUCCUGUGUGUGUGUGUGUUGUGUUUUUUCUCACGUGUUUUCUUUAAGCCAGGAUUAACUAUUAUGUUACCCAUCGUACUUCCGAAGAUUUGUCAUUGUUGUAAAAGAUGUAAGAUUUUGUGUAGUUGUAGUUAACUAAAUAUUUCAUUCACACAGUUUUAUGAUUUUGGCACUGAUUGUUUCUUCAUCAAGUACCUGCUACUAUUUUUUUUUUUUUAUACUCCUUUAGUAAGAUUUUAUUUGGAAGAAUGUAAAUAUAAUUGUAAAGGUAUGGAUAUUAAAAGAUUUUUCCAAUGUGUUCAUAAAUUAAGGGUCUGUUUUUAUUUUUCGGUAAAAAUUUUAAUGAGACUUAUUUACUAGAAUUUUAAAUCAUUUCUGAAGCAUAUAUUCUCAAAACUAAAAAAAAAAAAAUCAUAUUCCAGUAGCACUGAUGUUUCAUCUGGAAACCAGUAGACACCAUGUUCAUUUUUUGGAAUCCAAACAUGUUGGAAAUAUGAUUUAAGUGUGAGAAUUUUUUGUCAGGACAAGUUUAUCAACUGGGAAGGAAUUCAAUAAUUUUUUUUUUUUAAGUGAAAUAAAAUCAUAUCUUGAAUAAUAAAAGAAUUAGUAUAUGCUUAGAUUCAAUGUCUUGGAAGUUUAUAUUGUUUUAACCACCAAAUUAAUGAAUAAUAUUUACAAGAUAAA
Molecule: messenger RNA, 5338 nt
Organism: Limulus polyphemus (Atlantic horseshoe crab)
Lineage: Eukaryota; Metazoa; Arthropoda; Merostomata; Xiphosura; Limulidae
Product: E3 ubiquitin-protein ligase Topors-like
Exons: 2
Coding region: 136-2052 (638 amino acids)
Biological process (GO): protein polyubiquitination; protein monoubiquitination
Molecular function (GO): metal ion binding; ubiquitin protein ligase activity
Source: RefSeq, a predicted model, not a curated record